Molecule: messenger RNA, 1653 nt
Organism: Ascochyta rabiei
Lineage: Eukaryota; Fungi; Ascomycota; Dothideomycetes; Pleosporales; Didymellaceae
Product: Mannosyl-oligosaccharide 1,2-alpha-mannosidase
Exons: 1
Coding region: 1-1653 (550 amino acids)
Biological process (GO): carbohydrate metabolic process; N-glycan processing
Cellular component (GO): Golgi membrane; endoplasmic reticulum
Molecular function (GO): calcium ion binding; mannosyl-oligosaccharide 1,2-alpha-mannosidase activity
Source: RefSeq, a predicted model, not a curated record
AUGGCGGCGUGCUCCGAGUCCAACAUCGCAAGUUCACAUGCUUGCCCAACGGUUCCGCCUAGUACAGCUUUACAACCCGACACUCAGGACCGUUUCGACUGGAGAGCUAUUCCUGUGCACCAUCCGGUCGACAAAUAUGUUCAGUUGCCCUCAGAAGAGUCCGUACCCAAAAAGCCUAUCCAGCAUACCUUUGAGUCUCCAACAUCGGAAGCCAAGGCUGAGAUUGUGAGGCGCCAGACCGCAGUGAAAAGGGUCUUCAAAAGAGGCUGGCAGUCGUACAGAGACAGAGCAUGGACUCAAGACGAGCUCACUCCUAUUUCAGGGAGCGCCAGAACCACUUUUGGAGGAUGGGGGGCAACACUAGUUGACAGCCUAGACACUCUCUGGAUCAUGGGCAUGGAGGCCGAGUUCGCAGAAGCAGUUGACGCUGCCCUACAAAUUGACUUUAGUCCAAGCGGUUCCGGCGAUGUGAACAUGUUUGAGAUCAUCAUACGGUACCUAGGUGGCUUCAUAGGUGCAUACGACAUUUCCGGUUGCCACGACUCGCGUCUGCUCAGGAAGGCUCUUGAGGUCGCUGAUAUGGCGUAUGCCUCAUUCGACACAUCGAACAGAAUGCCAGUCUCUAGAUGGAAUACAGUAAAAGCUGCCGCUGGAGAAGAGCAGCUACCGAUGCAAUCAGGACUGAUAGCGGAGCAUUCCUCAGCAGGCUUGGAGUUCAGCCGCCUCUCGCAGCUUACUGGAGAUAUGCGUUACUUUGAUGCUAUAUCAAGGGUAACCGACGUAUUGGACAGCCAGCAGGGAAAAACAAAGCUUCCAGGCAUGUGGCCGGUUGUGGUGGAUAUGUCGAAGCCUGACCUGACGGGGAGUUCGGGGUUCACCUUGGGCGCCAUGGCUGAUUCAACGUACGAGUAUCUCCCCAAGAUGUAUCAACUGCUAAGCGGAAAAGGUACUGUGGGAGCACAGUAUCGUAAAAUGUACGAAUAUUCGAUGGCGACGGCAAUUGAACACACGCUGUUUCGGCCAAUGGUGGAAGACAAGGCUGAUAUACUGGUUGCGACUGGCAACAACGAUGGGAAGAAAGAUAACAUCGGACAGCAUUUGAUCUGUUUUGCAGGAGGAAUGCUAGCUCUUGGUGGGCAAAUAUUCGAAAACCACACCCAUCUCGAGACUGGUCGCAGACUUACCGACGGUUGCGCUUGGGCAUACAAAAAUGCACCCAACGGCAUCAUGCCGGAGCUUUAUACACUAGAGGCCUGUCCGACAUUGUCCGAAUGCGAGUACGUCUCGAAACCCAGCUCAAAAUCGGAAUCAGAUCCCUUCAGCAGCGUCCCAGAUGGCCGAUACAUUCUCCGACCGGAGACAAUUGAGUCCGUCUUCUACAUGUACCGUAUUACAGGCGAGCGCCGCUAUCAAGACAUAGCAUGGGACAUGUUCCAGGCGAUUGAGAACAGCACUCAGACAGAGUUUGCUAACGCCGCGAUCCGAGAUGUCAUGAAGAAUCCGCCAGAGAAAGAAGACAGCAUGGAGAGCUUCUGGAUGGCGGAGACGCUCAAGUACUUUUACCUAAUUUUCAGCGACCCGAGUCUAGUCAGUUUGGAUGACUUUGUAUUCAACACGGAAGCGCAUCCGUUUCGGAUACCCCUUGAUAGAUAG